AACUGCUUGAAGUAAUGAUUACACACUAGCUGGGUAAACUGGCGUUACCCACAAUUCUUCGUUGGCACAUUGUUGUUAUUUUGAAUAAUGACGUAGCCAGAAAAGGACUGUGCAGGAGUAGACCAGACAGAGCAAAGAUGGUGUCUGUUGUUGGUGCUGUGUUCGUUGCGCUGAGCUUGGCACCCCUGCUAGUGCUUGGUGUUCCUCCCAUUGGAACCCAGCCUGAGCAGGUGCACAUUUCCUAUCCAGGGUUCCCUGGCUCUAUGGAGAUCACCUGGACCACCUUCAAUGAGACGGAGGAGAGCACCGUGGAGUACGGCCUGUGGGGCGGACGGCUGUUUGAGCUGACCGCCAAGGGCAACGCUACUUUGUUUGUGGAUGGAGGAUCAGAGGGGAGGAAGAUGUACAUCCACAGGGUCACUCUCACUGACCUGAGAUCUGCCUCUGUUUAUGUGUACCACUGUGGCAGUGAGGCUGGCUGGAGUGAUGUGUUCUCCUUUACUGCUCUGAAUGAGAGCACUAGCUGGAGUCCCAGGUUUGCCAUCUAUGGGGACAUGGGCAAUGAGAACCCUCAGUCUCUGGCCAGACUGCAAAAGGAGACCCAGGUCGGGACGUAUGAUGUCAUCCUACACGUCGGGGACUUUGCAUAUGACAUGCAUGAGGACAACGGCAGGAUUGGAGAUGAGUUCAUGCGUCAGAUCCAGUCCAUAGCUGCCUAUGUGCCCUAUAUGACCUGUCCUGGGAACCACGAGGCUGAAUACAACUUCUCCAACUACAGGAACCGCUUCAGCAUGCCAGGACAGACUGAGAGUCUAUGGUACAGCUGGAAUGUAGGAUCAGCCCAUAUCAUCUCUCUCUCCACUGAGAUCUACUUCUUUCUUGAUUAUGGCGUGGAUCUCCUCUUCAAGCAGUACGAGUGGCUUAAAAAGGACCUUGAGGAUGCCAACAGGCCAGAGAACCGAGCAGAGCGCCCCUGGAUCAUCACUAUGGGACACAGACCCAUGUACUGCUCUAACAACGAUAAAGACGACUGCACCCAGUUUGAGAGCUAUGUCCGCCUCGGACGAAAUGACACCAAACCACCAGCGCCAGGUCUGGAGGAUCUAUUGUAUCUAUACGGAGUGGACCUGGAGCUGUGGGCCCAUGAACACACAUAUGAGAGGUUGUGGCCUGUCUAUGGCUACAAGGUCUUCAAUGGGAGCAUGGAACAGCCUUAUGUGAACCCCAAAGCCCCAGUACAUAUCAUCACAGGCUCUGCUGGCUGCCGUGAGAAUCAUGAUCCGUUCGUCCCUAAUCCGAGGGACUGGAGUGCCUUCCGCAGUACAGAUUAUGGAUACACCCGCAUGCAGGUGCACAACACCACCCAUCUGUACCUGGAGCAGGUCUCCGAUGACCAGUAUGGUAAGGUGAUCGACAGCAUCUGGGUGGUGAAGGAAAAACACGGCUUCUCAGCCUGGUUCUGAAGACCGCAAGAACCCCAGCCAAUCAAAUCAACAUCUCUUCUCAGGAAAUGCACUUUUAAACCUAAUCAUUGUGAACUGCACUGUUUGUUGACUGCUAUCAAACCAAUCAUAGGAAAAGUAUUAUUCUCCAAAUAAUGGAAAUCUUCUAACACAGGCCCAGCCGUGGAGGACUGUUAGUAAUUAGACACACAUUUUUCAAAUUGGGUGUCACGUUCGUUGAGUACAGGAUUGGACCAAGUUGCAGCGUGGAAUGCAUACAUGUUUAUUCACUAAGUUAACA
Molecule: messenger RNA, 1743 nt
Organism: Coregonus clupeaformis (lake whitefish)
Lineage: Eukaryota; Metazoa; Chordata; Actinopteri; Salmoniformes; Salmonidae
Gene: acp7
Product: acid phosphatase 7, tartrate resistant (putative)
Exons: 14
Coding region: 138-1463 (441 amino acids)
Molecular function (GO): metal ion binding; acid phosphatase activity
Source: RefSeq, a predicted model, not a curated record